GGGUUUCUCUGUAGCUUUGGAGCCUGUCCUGGAACUAGCUCUUAUAGACCAGGCUGGCCUCGAACUCAGAGAUCCGCCCGCCUCUGCCUCCUGAGUGCCGGUCACCUCCCUUUUAAAAACACGGCCCUUUCUGGUAGCAGGAGUGACACGUGUCAGUACAGAGUGGGAAUAUUUGCUGCUCUCUCUCAUUUGCUGUCACUUUUAGAGGUUAGGAGCGCUCUCUGUUUCUGAAACGGGCGUUUUAAUUGGGAACUCGUUUUCCACGUAUCUAUACAUUUACACGCACAAGAAGCGUUUAGAAAGAGACAGUUCCUUUUAGCUGGUGGAGAUCCGAACCCUACGGAGAAAGAUGGAAAAGGGGGCCCGACACCGAAACAACCCUGCGAAGAACCCCCCGGGUGGGAGCAGCUCAGACACCAGCCCUCAGGCCGAGGCUGACUCGGGAAGCGGUGGUGUGGCCCUGAAGAAAGAGAUCGGAUUGGUCAGCGCCUGUGGGAUCAUUGUAGGGAACAUCAUCGGCUCUGGGAUCUUUGUCUCCCCAAAGGGUGUGCUGGAGAACGCUGGCUCCGUGGGCCUGGCUCUCAUCGUCUGGAUAGUGACGGGCAUCAUCACAGCUGUGGGAGCCCUCUGCUAUGCUGAGCUGGGUGUCACCAUUCCCAAAUCUGGAGGUGACUACUCCUAUGUCAAGGACAUCUUCGGAGGACUGGCUGGGUUCCUGCGGCUGUGGAUUGCUGUGCUAGUGAUCUACCCCACCAACCAAGCUGUCAUCGCCCUCACCUUCUCCAACUAUGUGCUGCAGCCGCUCUUCCCUACCUGCUUCCCCCCGGAGUCUGGCCUGCGCCUCCUGGCUGCCAUCUGCUUGUUGCUGCUGACUUGGGUCAACUGUUCCAGUGUCCGCUGGGCCACCCGGGUUCAAGACAUCUUCACUGCUGGGAAGCUCCUGGCCCUGGCCCUGAUCAUUAUCAUGGGCGUUGUGCAGAUAUGCAAAGGAGAAUUCUUUUGGUUGGAGCCAAAGAAUGCAUUUGAGAAUUUUCAAGAACCUGACAUCGGCCUCAUCGCUCUGGCUUUCCUCCAGGGCUCCUUUGCCUAUGGAGGCUGGAAUUUUCUUAAUUACGUGACUGAGGAACUUGUGGAUCCUUACAAGAACCUUCCCAGAGCCAUCUUCAUCUCCAUCCCACUGGUCACAUUUGUAUAUGUCUUUGCCAAUGUCGCGUAUGUCACAGCAAUGUCCCCCCAGGAGCUGCUGGCCUCAAAUGCAGUCGCCGUGACUUUUGGAGAGAAGCUUCUGGGGGUCAUGGCCUGGAUCAUGCCCAUCUCUGUUGCCCUGUCCACAUUUGGAGGCGUCAAUGGCUCACUCUUCACCUCCUCCCGGCUGUUCUUUGCUGGAGCCAGAGAAGGCCACCUUCCCAGCGUGCUGGCCAUGAUCCAUGUGAAGCGCUGCACCCCAAUCCCAGCGCUGCUCUUCACAUGCCUCUCCACACUGCUGAUGCUGGUCACCAGUGACAUGUACACACUCAUCAACUACGUGGGCUUCAUCAACUACCUCUUCUACGGGGUAACAGUUGCAGGGCAGAUAGUCCUUCGCUGGAAGAAGCCCGACAUCCCCCGCCCCAUCAAGAUCAAUCUGCUGUUUCCCAUCAUAUAUCUGCUGUUCUGGGCCUUCCUGCUGAUCUUCAGCCUGUGGUCGGAGCCAGUGGUAUGCGGUAUUGGCCUGGCUAUCAUGCUGACGGGAGUACCUGUCUAUUUUCUGGGUGUCUACUGGCAACAAAAACCAAAGUGUUUCAAUGACUUCAUUGAGUCACUAACCCUAGUGAGUCAGAAGAUGUGUGUGGUCGUGUAUCCCCAGGUGGAUGGGGACUCGGGGGCAGGGGAAGCAACCGAUGACAUGGAGGAACAGCAGAAGCCCAUCUUCCAGCCUACUCCUGUCAAGGACCAGGACUCAGAGGAACAGCCCUAGCCCUGAGGACUGUCGUCCCUUUAACUGACCACUCCCCACUUCAUCCUCUCUGCCCUGCAUCCCUGCCUAUGUCCCCCUAACACACACACACACACACACACCUAUACUGUCAGGCAGGGCCAAGUCCUGGGUGUCCACAGUGACACGUUCUAAACAAAGACACUGACCUUUGUACCCAAAGAACCCACUUCCAGUCCCAAGGCCCAUGGUCAAGGUCAGUGCACCAGGGCCUGCAGGCACUCCAAGGAUUAGAGGAGACUAGAGGUGCCGUGGGUACCCUGCAGGACUCUUCCUCCUGGGCCCAUGCCCUUCUGGUGCCUCUAAGAAACCCGGGUUCACUGCUGCUGCUUCUCCCUAGUUCUGAGCCCAGGUGAAGCUUCAAUUGGGAAGGAGGUGGCAGCACAGUGGGCUGCUGGGAAGGCAAAGCAAACACAAGUGUCACCACUCAACUUCUUCUGGAGAGACCAAAAUGCCUCUUCACUCACCGGGGACCCUGUACCUACCACUCACUCCACUGCCCAGCUUAGGCCCCCUGCUGAGAAACUUCCCCACUGAGCUAAGGACCAAGAAGGAGGACCACCCUAUCCCCAGCUCUAAGCCAAGCUUGUGAAAUACAUAGGGGUAGGCUCAGACUGCAGAAGCCAAGCCUUACCCCUGCCCCUGCCCCUGCCCCUGCCCCUGCUUCUGCAUCCUGUCUCCUUGUGGUGCCAAAGCUCCCUGAAGCCAGAAAGGCUUCUUACGUUCAGUCGAAUAGAUAUCUAUCUCUCUCUUAAGGGCAAAGCGACUCAGCCACCCCCACUGGCCCCCCCUGAGCAUCCCAGCCACUCUUCUCACCCACAGUACUGCCGGCCACCCUCGCGCUUUUUCUUCCCUGGACCUUGGCUCAAGGACCAGGCGGGAAGGAUCCCCAAGCCCUUCAGGCCUGAGAUUCAGAGUCAAACCAGCCUUAAGUCAUCUCCCCUCCAAGAACUAAGCCUAAAAAUGCUCCCUAGUUCUACCCUUCAGGACAGACUUGGUGUUAAAUGCCUCCCCUGGAAGGAAGGGUGCUUCCCCCUCCCCAGAGAUGCUCAGCCCUCACCCUGGGGAGACCCUGUUGCUGGGGGAGUGUUUUCUGAAGACUGGUUCCUCUCCCCUCCCCCAACUCAAAUGAUCUCACCACCAUCCUGACAUCCCUUUUGGGACAAGAUGGAAGGGCAAUGACAGAAUGCCACUCCCUUUGAGAACUCAGAAAAGUCCCUUCCACGAGAGCUAGCGACCUAUGCCCUAUGGGAAGGUAACAGUGUUUGCCUUGUCCCGGCAGCCUCCAUAUCUGCUGUGCCAAGGACCCCAUGCCCCAUUCCAUCUACUUAAACUGGAAUACCCCAGGGCCUUUUCCUGGCCCGUCAGGUCCCCUGACUUCUCACCCAGCUCACCUGAUCCCUAGUUGCUGAAAGGCUAGGUUUGGACUGAUUAUGGCCCUUCAGAGUGCAGUCCAGGCAGGCUGUGGGGCCUCUGGGGGACCAAGGACCAUCCCUCCAUCCAUUUCUUCUCAUUCCUUCAGCCUCUACCCACCCCCUCCUUGAAUUACUAUCUUUUUUUUUAAGUGGAUGCCUUACUUUUUUGGAUAAAUAUUUUUGAACUUGGCAUUUCUAUUUCUUUUAAAUUUUUUAAUGUAUGGUGGUUUCGGGGGGCAGAGCUAGUCCCUUAAUAAUCUGUCACUGAGUUCAUUUAGGUCUUACGUUUUCUUGGUUUGUUUUGUGGAGUGUUUUCAAGUAAUAAAAUUUUAAA
This is a messenger RNA of Microtus oregoni (creeping vole), 3724 nucleotides long. It is a transcript of the gene Slc7a8, whose product is annotated as solute carrier family 7 member 8. The transcript is spliced from 11 exons. The record is from RefSeq and is a predicted model, not a curated record. Lineage: Eukaryota; Metazoa; Chordata; Mammalia; Rodentia; Cricetidae. The coding region runs from base 350 to 1957 and encodes 535 amino acids. Gene Ontology annotation, molecular function: L-amino acid transmembrane transporter activity; neutral L-amino acid transmembrane transporter activity. Gene Ontology annotation, biological process: amino acid transmembrane transport; neutral amino acid transport. Gene Ontology annotation, cellular component: membrane.